Molecule: messenger RNA, 4573 nt
Organism: Gopherus flavomarginatus (Mexican gopher tortoise)
Lineage: Eukaryota; Metazoa; Chordata; Testudines; Testudinidae
Gene: KCNK13
Product: potassium two pore domain channel subfamily K member 13
Exons: 2
Coding region: 1337-2566 (409 amino acids)
Biological process (GO): stabilization of membrane potential; potassium ion transmembrane transport
Cellular component (GO): membrane
Molecular function (GO): potassium ion leak channel activity
Source: RefSeq, a predicted model, not a curated record
GUGACACGAGCUACCCUCCGGAGAGGACUGUCAGCACCGCCCCGGCCUGGCACCCCCCCCCAUUGCAGGGCUGACCCUCUAACGCGGGGGGAGGAUUACCCCCCCCAGCAGGUGGAGCGCCCGAGGGGCACGGCCCAGGGAUCAGCUCGGACCCGGGAUGUUAACCCCUCGGGCUGGCGAGCUCUACCUUGACUCCGCGUGGUCCGUGCGAGGCGUCGCUCCGCGUUAUAGAUCGGUUACUACCGAGCCGUGUUAGCCAGCAGGUGCCAGGCUCUGUCUGGGCUUCACGCUCCCGCGGGGCGUCGGGUUUGAUUUGAGCUGAGGAAGUUUACAAACCCGGCGUCGAUAGGGAGCGAAAGCCGAUGGGGACUUUCCCUGGGCAGGGAGAUACCCCAGGUCUCCAGCUUCAGUAUUCGAUCUGAACCGAACUGAUAAUUCUAGGUUCCACUCCACUUUCUUCGGCGCAAGUCCUGUCCUGAGAGCCACAGGCUCUGCUGGGCUCUUUCCCCACUGUUCACACUGACCGUGAUGUGCACUGUGCAAGGAUUGAGGCUCUGGGGACGGUCUGGUGACCAUGGAGGGGGCUGCUCUGAUCUCUCCACUGCAUUUUAACGUCGAGGGGGGACUCCUGCGCGGCCGCACGCUCGGGAAGUUCCCGCGGCCGCUCUGAAGGCGCAGACAUGCCGGGAAAGGUCAGGGCCAGGAUGGCUCUGACCUGUGUGAAGGAAAGGAAGGAGGUCUCGCUUUGGGGGCAUGGAGAGAUGAGUUCGCACGUGUGCACCUGAGCGCUCCGGAGACAGCCGCUUCGCAUGGAGUUCGGUCCCUCUCAUCCCUCCUGGCAAGCUGAAGUUGCGUUGUUGGGGUCCCUUAACUAAGUGGAGGCGUGUGGGGCGGAGGAAGGAAAGGAUCCGAAACUUGACGAGAAGAGCAGAGCAGGCUGUGUCGGGCGCGCCGGAGCACAGGUUGUUUGCCCGAGGGCGGAAAGUCACUUUCUGAGCCAGCAGACCCAAAAGUGGGCGUCUUGAGAAAUGGCCCGGAGCGCCCGAGAAUGAGCCCCAGCUCCCAGAGCCGACGGAAGGGCGGGAAAGUGGCGAUAAAGAUUCACGAAGCGCUGCACGCCUCUGUCAUCCAAGUGCCCUGGAGAGGCCGCCCGGAUCCGCCGGCAGAGAUGCGGGGUGGCCAUGGAUCGCGCUGCUCACGGCCCCUGGCAGCCCUGGCCCCGGGAGUAUAACCCAGGACGCAGCUACGCUUGUCGGAGUUUGGGGGAGCUGCGGUCGGGUGCAAACGUCGUGCCGGGCUCCAGCAGCCCCCUCGGCCUGGUCCCCCGGGGCGGAGUAUGGCGUGGCGCGGCUGCUGCUGCUCCAGCCUUGGUCACCUGAACGAGGAUAACGCCCGCUUCCUGCUGCUGGCCGCGCUCAUCAUCCUGUACAUGCUGUGCGGGGCCGCCGUGUUCUCGGCCAUCGAGCUGCCUACCGAGAGGGAAGCCAAGGAGAAGUGGGAGGAGAGGUUCGUGAACUUCAGCCAGAGGCACAACCUGAGCCGGGCAGAGCUGCAAGACUUCCUCCGGGAGUACCAAGAGGCCAGUGUGGCCGGGAUCCGGGUCGAUGACAUCAGACCCCGAUGGGAUUUUACCGGGGCCUUUUAUUUUGUGGGGACUGUGGUUUCAACAAUAGGGUUCGGCAUGACCACCCCAGCCACCGUUGGAGGAAAAAUUUUUCUGAUAUUUUAUGGCCUUAUAGGAUGUGCAGGGACCAUUUUAUUCUUUAACCUGUUCUUGGAGCGCUUGAUCACGGUCAUAGCCUACAUCAUGAAAUCCUGCCAUGAGAGACAGCUGAGGAGAAAAGGGGUCCUCCCUCAUGACAGCCGGCGAGGCUCAGGGAACUCUGAGGUGGACAGCUUGGCAGGGUGGAAGCCAUCCGUGUACUAUGUCAUGCUCAUUUUAUGUGUAGCAUCACUUAUCAUUUCCUGUUGUGCCUCUGCAAUGUACACACCGAUUGAAGGGUGGAGUUACUUUGACUCACUUUACUUUUGCUUCGUGGCCUUCAGCACUAUUGGUUUUGGUGACCUGGUCAGUAGCCAAAAUGCCCAGUAUGGAAGCCAAGGCCUUUACCGAUUUGGCAACUUUGUCUUCAUACUCAUGGGGGUUUGCUGUAUCUAUUCCUUAUUUAAUGUGAUCUCGAUUGUUAUCAAACAGUCCAUAAACUGGAUAUUAAAGAAGCUGGAUUGCAGGUGCUGCCCCAGAUGCCAAAGAAAAUUCUUUAGGUCACGGAGGAAUGUUGUGAUGCCAGGGAACGUGCGGAGCCGGCGGAACAUCUCCAUUGAGACUGAUGGCGUCAAUGAGAGCGACACAGAUGGACGCCGACUGUCUGGCGAGAUGAUCUCCAUGAAAGAUUUCUUAGCCUCCAACAAAGUGUCACUGGCCAUCAUGCAGAAACAGCUGUCAGAAACUGCCAAUGGCUACCCAAGGCAGUUGAACUCUAGUUCUAAACAUAAUGGAUUCUCUGGUGGGGUAGGAGCCCUAGCGAUUAUGAAUAACAGGCUGGCAGAGACAAGCGUGGAUAGGUAAAAAAAAUCAGAAUGAUGGGAAAAGCAUCAACAAGUAUAGAAGUAACUAGGGAAUGAAUAUCAUCAGAGAAGCAGAGCUAAAUGAGCAGAACACCUUUUGUUAGAAGGUCUCUCACUUUUGGGAGAGGGGCUGUCAGUUAAUAUCUGUUGUUCUUUGCACUACUCAGAUCUCUAUCUUCCUUUCUUCCCUUCCAUUUGCUCCCUAAACAGGUCACUGAAGGAUAAAUUUCAAACUAAAUAUAAUGUAGCCCCAACACCAAUUUUUUAUGGCCUGUUGUUCCUGUAUUUAUGUUAAGUUCAGUUUCAGGAAUAAGGAAUUGAUGGCCUUGGGAAAAAUCACCUUUCACAACACUGGACUGAAUUUUGUAUUGAACUGAUAUUUAGUUCAAAGUUGGUAUUGGGAUUUUUGUUUGUUUGUUUUUUGUACCAUUCUUUUUAGACCUGGUUUCUGAAUGUAGCCUAUCUGAAACCAAAAGAGGAACCAUUAUAAGCCUUUCUCUGCACCAUCUAUACUCUUUCACUCCUGAUUUAAGUGAGUGAAAAUCAAAUAAUUUCUCUCUAAAUCUAACUUCUCAAAACAGAUUCCAGAUUUUCAAAACAGCUGUUUCAGUAAAGCCAGAUUCUGCUGUCAGAUACAGUGGUAUAAAACUGGAGUAAUUUCAUCAGAGUCAGUAGAAUUACUCUGCUGUUACACUGGUGUAACUAAGAGCAGAAGUUGGUCCUGAGAAUGUAAUUUAGUCUUCCGCUUAGAAGGACAUUGUCAAAAAUGGUAGAGUCAAAAUUAGACCUACUUUUGCUUUCUUAUGUGCAUUUGCAAAGUACAUUUAAUACUUGCUAAGUUAACUUUUCCUCUCAAAAUUGAAUCAAUGAAAUUUUCUUUAGAAAAAAUAUUAAAUAUGGAUAGACAGAUCUCAUGAGUAACCCUACAGUAACAAACAGGGACUGUUUCUAACACUGUGUGUACAGUGCCCCCUCCUGAUUGUAGUCAAUGAGCACUGACAUAACAUGAACAUUUAAUAAGAAAGUUUACACAAUGAACAGGUUUCAUUGCAGAAACAGAUUGCAACUUCAACAUUCCAAGGCAUUAGUACAAGUAACCAUUAGCACAAGAAAUGUAAGAAAUUAUGAAAAACACUUUUGACAGUGUCCUUUUUUAACAUUUGUAUAAGUAUCAUACUCUUCCUGUUUUCUGGUGAUGAUAAUGAUAGGGUUUUGAUUAAGAAAAUGGAAAAUUUAUAACUCACCAUUUUGCUAAAUGAAAGGAUCUGAGUGCUCAUUAUGAACUGGCUGAAGACCUAAAUGAGAACUGUAUUAAUGGUCAGAAAAACAUGGAAACAGGAAAUUAGAUAAGUUAAUGGAUGGAUAUAGGGUGGCAUUUUGCAUUAGGCAACAGUAGAAAUAAGGGAUUAAAUUUAAAGGAGAUUGCUAAGUAAAAAUUCUAAGCCAAAUUCUGCUUCCUUUACAUCCAUGCUAUUAAAGUCAGUGAGGGUAUGUGGAAGUAAAUGAGCAGAAUUUGGUGACAUAGGGCCUGUUCUAGUGUCUACUGAAGUCAAGGGAAUUGGAUAUAGGCUCAUAGAGUUAAACAAAGUCUUACUUGCGGUACCCAUAAUACCAUUUAGAUUAUUACAAUUUAAAGACAUUUUAAAUAUCUAAUAUACUUUUCACCAUUUAUGCAAUUUCUUUUUUUCAUUUCGUUUAUGUGGAACAAUGUAGGUGGACUGGUCUGCUUCAUUUGUGUUAGGAAUCCUUUUCAUGCUCUGGUUCUUCUCCCUCGCCAAUUGCUCUUAUAUCUGGAUUCAUAACACUGCUGGGGAAUACUUACAUACUUUAAAUAUAAACUGAAUUUAAAAAUAUUAUGAUGACAUCUCAUAUAGGGUUUUGUAAUUCAACACUUUAAAAACAAAACCAACAUGUUGGUCCUAUGCUAUUGCACAUCACCACUGUUUAUUUAACAAUUACAUUGUAAAGAAUAGUAAGCUGUUUGUAGGAUUCCACAGCUAAAGAAUCC